CUUGCGGCUUGCGGCUUGCGGCUUGCAGGGGACCGGGCAGCGAGCGCAGCCGUGUGUGUGUUAGGAAAACUGGCCGCGAGUCGGAACGUAACUGUGUGCCGUGUGCUUGCCGGUGUGUGUUCAUGCGUGUCAGUCCGCGGCUGGUGAGCAGUAGUGAGCAGUGUACCCGCAUGCAUGUCCUUCACAAGCAGCAACACCGCCGCAAGGAACGUCGCCACAUGCAGCAACACCGCCGAGGGGAACGAGAACGAAAGAAACUCUCUUUGCAUGUGCGUGAGGGGUGUGUGCAGGGGAGGGAGGGAGGCAGGGAGGACGGUCGCAUGGAUGCGAGGAUGGGGAUAGGUGCAGCAUGCAGGCACGAACGGCAAGGGAGCUGUGUGGAGGGGCCUUUCAGGGGCCUGCUUGCUUAGCUGCCUGCGUGCCAGGGGGAGCUAGCAGCUUGCACGAGAGGGAUGCCGUGCGGACCGAUUGAGGUGUGGAGAGCGAAGAGAAAGAUGUGUAUUCUUUUUAGCCUGCGUUGUGGUGGCGGUGGGCUUAGGGUGCAAUAAUGUAGUUCUACGGCUUUGGGGUUCACGUGCUAUAGCUGCGCGUAUUGCUAUUGGGGGGAGGGGCGGGCUGCUGCUGUCCCCGUGUGCGUGCGUGUGCGUGUUAUUAACUUACCUGGCCCCAUCACAGACACCAU
Astrephomene gubernaculifera is the source of this 682-nucleotide messenger RNA. Lineage: Eukaryota; Viridiplantae; Chlorophyta; Chlorophyceae; Chlamydomonadales; Astrephomenaceae. The record is from the annotation of a GenBank genome assembly.